UGUAUAGUCAAUUUUUUGCGAUAUUAGUAAUUAACUUUACACUUUUUAGCAAUGAAUAUAUUCGUUGUUUUGGCUGUCGCGGCCUUUUUGGCCAGUGUGGAGGGAACACAAUUAGAAGAAGACCCCAAAUUGGGAGGAAUUAUAGAUUGGGGAGUGAAUGCGACAAUUAAUGUUAUUGUAGAAGAAUUGGACGAAAUAUUCGAUUUAAAUGAAUUUAAUAUUCCUAUAAAAAACCCAUAUAUUAAAGGAAAUAUUUCAGUGGAUCAUGUCGAGAUUAUUGGAAUAAAAAAAAUGGUAGCGACAGCUAUACGUUUAAAGGUCCUUCCCCAUAUUAAUGCAGAUUUAACAUUUUCUUUACCAAACUUAACUGUUGCCAUAUAUAACUAUUCUGUGGACUUGAAGCUUUUCAAUAUUGUACCAUUGGUCCUAAAAGGAAACAUAAGUUUUUCCUUUAAUGAGUUUGAUUUCUUAGUUAUUGCUGGCGUUAAGAAAAUGGCGAUAGAUGAUUUACAAUUUUGCAUGAACAUGAAGGAUUCUCAAUUCCACAUAACUGGUCUUUACAACAAAGCUUUGAGCCAAUAUGUGAGCAAAACUCUUACAGAAACAAUAGCUCCAUUUGUGAAUAAUUUUGCUGCCAGAAUAACCGAAUUUGUGAGCCCCUUAUUGAAAAACGUCAUAAAUAGUGACCGAAAAACUUUAGAAACGAUCCUGAGUAAUUUUGAAGGCAUCAACGAAUUAAAUUAAUACCUAUCUAAAUUUUAUUAUUUGUUGUUGCAUUAAUAAAUUUAUUUUAUGAGGUA
Brassicogethes aeneus is the source of this 800-nucleotide messenger RNA. NCBI's taxonomy places the organism in Eukaryota, Metazoa, Arthropoda, Insecta, Coleoptera, Nitidulidae. The record is from the annotation of a GenBank genome assembly.